AUGCCUGCUCCUCCGAAACAACGCAAGAUUGCCAUAGUCGGCAGUCGCUCCGUCGGCAAGUCAUCGCUCACGGUGCGCUUUGUGGACCAUCAUUUCGUAGAAAGUUAUUAUCCCACGAUCGAGAAUACAUUCAGUCGCAUUAUCAAACACAAGGGCCAGGACUAUGCGACGGAGAUUGUUGAUACUGCAGGCCAGGAUGAAUAUAGUAUCUUGAACUCGAAGCAUUUCAUUGGUAUCCAUGGCUACAUCAUUGUAUACUCGGUGGCAUCGCGCCAAUCCUUUGAUAUGGUGACGGUCAUCCGGGAUAAGAUUUUGAACCACUUGGGUGCGGAUUGGGUACCGCUAGUAAUCGUCGGAAAUAAGAGUGACCUCAACACAGACCAACGACAAGUCCAACUCGACGAAGGCCGCCAACUAGCCCAACAAUUCAACUGCGGUUUCACAGAGGCCAGUGCCCGGCUCGAUUAUAAUGUGGCCAAGGCAUUCGAUCUGAUGAUUGGAGAGAUUGAGAAGUCGCAGAAUCCCUCUCAGCCGACGGGGGAUAGCAAGUGUGUUGUUAUGUGA
This is a messenger RNA of Talaromyces marneffei, 564 nucleotides long. RefSeq lists its product as uncharacterized. Gene Ontology annotation, molecular function: GTPase activity; GDP binding; GTP binding. The record is from RefSeq and is a predicted model, not a curated record. Bases 1 to 564 code for a protein of 187 amino acids. Gene Ontology annotation, biological process: small GTPase-mediated signal transduction. The transcript has 4 exons. Lineage: Eukaryota; Fungi; Ascomycota; Eurotiomycetes; Eurotiales; Trichocomaceae. Gene Ontology annotation, cellular component: plasma membrane.